AUGAAUUCAACUAUCAUUAGUAGCAACGAGCAAUACACUAACAUUUUUACUAGUGCUUCGUAUUCAUUUUGGUUUUGUUUCCUGAUUGUCUGUAGUAUUUUUUCGAUUUCCUGUUCUGUCCUUGACUUCUAUCAAUUUAUAAAACAUCGUCGAAUCUUGAUCUAUGAAAAUAUUACUCAUCACAUUAUUCUCUGUUUAACUGUGAAUGAUUUUAUUCAACUUACUUUCAUUGAACCAUUAGCAUACAUUUAUUUUUAUUUUGGACACACAAAAUUUUUAUAUAGUACCACUUUUUGUCUGUUUUGGCCAUAUUUUAACUACGUUUUCGUCACUCAAUCGUUACUUUUUACAGCGUAUGCCGCAGUUGAACGUUAUCUGCUUUUAUUUCAUAAACGACUUGUGCUGAAACAUAAAAUUUUAUUUCAUUAUAUCCCAUUAUUACUCACCAUUCUUUACCUUCCUUGCGUCGAAAUUUAUUUGAUCUUUUUGUUUCCAUGUACACAUAAUUUUGAUGCAACUCUAUAUCUAUGUGGUGUGCCAUGUUUUGCUAAUUCAUAUACAGUUGGUAUUAUCAAUCAAAUUGUACAUUUACUUUUUCCUGUUGUAGUUCUUGUUUUUUUCAAUAUUUUGAUUAUUAUCAAAGUUUUAAUACAAAGGAAAAAUUCUGCUGCAGCUGCCGGUGCAACUUUUCUAAGGAGUCAUUUCUGGAAACAAAACAGUCGGAUGAUAAUUCAAUUGAUGGCCAUAUGUCUAUUAGCAUCUGCAGUUUGGAUACCGUAUGUAACAACAGUUUUGAUCAUAAUAUUUAGUGAUCCUGGAUUAGGUGAUUCAAUAAUCUACUUCAAUAUUCUCAACGGAGCUUUUUUACCUCUGCCUACGACACCAUUCUUUGCUCUGAUUGGAUUUCCAGCAGAAAUAAGAAGAAAUAUAUUUAUUUCAGUGAGGAAUCUCAAAACAAUAUGUCGAACGCAUAAUCGUGUUGCAGAUAUAAUGCCAAGAACUGAAAACAAUUGA
Molecule: messenger RNA, 1014 nt
Organism: Adineta ricciae
Lineage: Eukaryota; Metazoa; Rotifera; Eurotatoria; Adinetida; Adinetidae
Source: the annotation of a GenBank genome assembly